Pseudophryne corroboree (corroboree frog) is the source of this 7322-nucleotide messenger RNA. It is a transcript of the gene BCAR1, whose product is annotated as BCAR1 scaffold protein, Cas family member. The record is from RefSeq and is a predicted model, not a curated record. The transcript has 7 exons. Gene Ontology annotation, biological process: cell migration; cell surface receptor protein tyrosine kinase signaling pathway. Bases 490 to 3336 code for a protein of 948 amino acids. Gene Ontology annotation, cellular component: cytoplasm; focal adhesion; plasma membrane. NCBI's taxonomy places the organism in Eukaryota, Metazoa, Chordata, Amphibia, Anura, Myobatrachidae. Gene Ontology annotation, molecular function: protein binding.
CCGGAAUCUCCUCCUCUCUCCUCUGCCUCAGUCUGUGCGCGAGAGACAGAGAGACAGCCCGGAAUACCGGGAGACUGCAUGAGACAGACCCCCAGUGCGCACUGUCACCGACCCGGAGGAACAGCCUGGGACACCGGGGACCAGGCUGGAAGGCGGCGAGGGACUGUGUCCGCAGCCUGGGAGUGACAGAGACAGAUCCCGGCCGGCGAGAGGAUGGUUAUAAACUGUGUGCAAAGGCGCUAGACAAAGAGACAGCAGCUGGGGGCAGAGACUGUCACCUAGAGCCUGGAUACACAUUAGACGCACCAGCUACACAGCUGCUCGGUGACAGUCCCUCUGCUGCCGGGAGAUGCUGGGAAUACAGUGACCGGGCGCAGGACGAGUCUGUGGGCUCCAGAUCUGGUGCUGAUCCCCAGCGGGGGAGACUGGAUCACAGGCAGAUCGCUGCUAGACAGCUGGAUUACGAGUGGAUCCAGCACAAGUGAGACAAUGAACUAUUUGAAUGUACUGGCCAAAGCUCUGUAUGACAAUGUGGCAGAGUCUCCGGAUGAGUUGUCCUUUCGAAAGGGAGAUAUCAUGACGGUGCUGGAGUGUAAUACGCAAGGUCUUGAUGGCUGGUGGCUCUGCUCUCUACACGGGAGACAGGGCAUUGUCCCCGGAAACCGGCUGAAGAUUCUGGUGGGGAUGUAUGACAAGAAGCAAGGAGGCGGUAAUGACCAGGGCCAACAGAAACCUCAGCAACAGCCCCAACAGCAGCCACCCCAAACUCCAUCACCUUAUAACAGCCAAGGUGUCUACAAUGUCCUUUCCACCAAUCAGUACCCGCCUAUUCAUCCUUCCUUCCAGAACCACAGUGCAGACAGUGUUUACUUGGUCCCGACACCACCUAAAGGACAACAGACACUUUACCAGAGCCCUCAGGGUUCACAGCACCCAAGUCAAACUACCCCUUCCAAGAAAUCUACCAUGUACCAAAACCAGUUCAAAAGUCAAGUUCAAGACAUAUAUCAGGUUCCCCCAUCCAUGAAUCAACCCCAGGAUGUCUACCGGGUUCCAGUAGGAUCCAUCAGCCCUCCCAAGCCUCGGGAUGUUUAUCAGGUUCCAGUUUCUGCUGGAACAGGGCAAGAUAUCUACCAGGUGCCACCAUCAAUGACCCCAUCGCAAGACAUCUACCAAGUGCCACCAUCCAUGGACAUUCGAGGGGGAGAGCUCAGGAAACCUCCAGGAAAGGUUGUUCUUCCCACACGGAAGGGGCAGUCCUAUGUGUACGAGUCCCCAAAGCCAGAGCAUCAGGAUGAGUACGACAUUCCCAGACACCUCCUUCCUGCAGGACAACAGCAGGAGAUCUAUGAUGUCCCCACCAGGUGUUUAGUGAACAGCUACAGCCCGGAGGUGUAUGACAUUCCACCGAUGGCGGGAAAGGGCCCUGUCAGCAGAGAGCAAACCCAGGAGAUUUAUGACAUCCCUCCCAGUGUGGAGAAGAUUCUCCAGGACCAGUUGCAGUCCCACUUAAUGAUCUACGAUAUUCCGCCUUCCGUAAGUAAAGAUGUGCCGGACGGUCCUUUUAGAGAAGAAACCUAUGACUUCCCACCUGCUUUCUCAAAUCAGAAGAUGCAGGUUGCUCCUCAGGCUUCCACUCACCUCCAUGACCCAGAGCCCUACAUCCCUGAAGAUAUCUACGAUAUUCCUCCUGCUGCUGUUAAGGGCAAUGACUCUGCAUUUUCCCAAGAGAUAUAUGAUGUUCCCCCUAGUUUAAGGAAGCCGGCUGGACAGAAUUUCCAUGAUGUUUAUGAUGUUCCGAGAGAGUUCCAUACAGGAAAAGCAUCAUUGGAGACCGAUGCAGAUUAUAUAUAUGACGUCCCUCCUCAGGUGGACAGGGAGGUCAAAAUUGUAGAUGAAUUGGUGGGCAAUUUCAAGAGGCUGUCUGCCUCCAGCACCGGUAGCACCAGGAGCAACAUCUCAACCUCUUCGCUUGACACUAUCCCAGUGAAAGAAUCGUCAGUCCUCCCACCAAAAACAGCAGGGAAGGAGCUGAAUCUAGAUUUAGAGGCAGCCAUGGAGCUGCUGGUAAAACUACAGCAUGGGGUCAAUAGCUCCAUCUCCUACCUAAUGUCCUUCAUCAGUAGCACCUGGAGAAGUCCAGAUCAAAUCGAAGCCAAUGUGCAGAGUAUCCAGGCUGCAGUUGAUGGAGUAAAAAGCACCGUCAAGGAUUUGUUGGAAUUUGCCAAAGGAGCAGUGGUAAACUCGGCACAAGCGUCUGACCGGACUCUUCAUGCCAAGUUAAGCAAACAGCUACAGAAGAUGGAGGAUGUCUACCAGCAACUGCUUAAGCACAGUCAGGCGCUGGACAGCUGUAACUGGGCCUUGAAUGUACUGGUAAAUAACAAACAGGGAUCUUCAGAUGACCUUGAUUGCUUUGUGAUGUAUUCGAGAGGGAUACCAGAUGACACCAAGCAGUUAUCUUCCUUUCUACAUGGAAACGCCUCUUUACUCUUUAAAAGGACAAACAAGCAGCUUUCUUUGGGAGAUUCCCAGUCUGGACAGGAGAGUAGCAAUCACUUGGCUAACAACAACAAUAAUUUGUCUGUUGGUCAAACAGGGCACACGGAAAAAGCUAGUAUACAGUCAAGACCUCUGCCAUCUCCACCGAAAUUCAUUGCGGAAGAAUCUCCUGACGGGCAGUAUGAAAACAAUGAGAGUGGCUGGAUGGAAGAUUAUGACUAUGUCCAUUUACAGGGUAAAGAAGAAUUCGAAAAAACCCAGAAGGAGCUGCUGGAAAAGGGAAACAUUAUACGGCAGGGAAAAGGUCACCUGGAGCAGCAACAGCUGAAGCAGUUCGAGCGUCUGGAAGAGGAAGUUGCGCGGCCGAUUGAGAACGACCUGUCAAACUGGACGCCCCCCCAACACUACAGCCAAGUGCGCAGUGCCCUCAGCAACUCCGACCGGCAGCUGCUCCUCUUCUACCAAGAACAGUGCGAGGCCAACGUCACCACCCUGACCAAUGCCAUCGAUGCCUUUUAUAGCUCCAUCAGUAGCAACCAACCUCCCAAAAUCUUUGUGGCUCACAGCAAGUUUGUCAUCCUCAGUGCCCAUAAGUUGGUAUUUAUCGGGGACACGUUGUCACGCCAAGCCAAAGCUCAGGACGUUCGGAACAAAAUCACCCACUUCAGCAACCUUAUGUGUGACAAGCUCAAGGAGAUAGUCCUUACCACCAAGACAGCAGCACUUCAGUAUCCGUCACCAUCAGCGGCCAAGGAUAUGGUGGAUAGAGUCAAGGACCUUAGUAACAGCACCCAGCAGUUUAGAAUGGUUCUCUGUCAGCUAGCCUCCAUUUGAUUGGCCGGUCGCCAUCACCUGGCCUGACACCGAUAGAUGCUGAGAGGAGCUACUAUGAGGAGCCAAAUAUGAACCCUCUUUAGAGACAUUUAAAGGGCUCUAAUGGUCCUUCACAACAAGAAAAGAAACUGUGAUUCAAUGAACUUUCAGUUCUAUCCUGUAAAUAUUUCAGAUCCAUUGUUGGAAAUCGGGUGGAAUUACUUUUUCAUUCCAUGUCCCAACGUAAUAACAAAGGAGAACUUUUUUUUUUUUUGGGCGAUGCAUUUUAUUAUUAUGUUUGUGUUUUACACUGCAAUAGCAAAGAGGCUUAUCCACUGAGACGGCGUCACUGUCCUGGGCAGCCUGUGUAAUAGGUAAUACACCACUGGCUCUGGUCACUGAAAGCACCACUCAUCCUUUCAUACAGAUGUGUCCACAUACACUUACCCUGAUAUGGCGUCAGAUAUCCCCGUUUGGCACACAUGGGCGAAGCUGCGCCAGAGUCUGUUUCACAUGUGUCUUAUUUCCAUGGCUAAUGCCACAAAGCUACAAUGCAGGAAUCCCAACCGCUGCUGACGCUGGCGUUUCCUGUGCCUCAGUAUGUGACGCGGGCUGAUUCACAGGUGGGCGCUAAUCUGAUGUUUGCUGCUAGCGUAUGGGGUUGCCGAUGAGCCGCAUUCCAGAAAACGGCGACAUGUCUGCCCCGUUUUCUGGAAAUGCCAAAGUCAGUGGCUGCGUCCUAGGAUUGAGUGAGUUACCCUGACAUCCCGAGAAACCUCAGGGUCACGCAGAUGAUCCAAUGCUGCUUCUACAGGCUCAGCGGCGGGUCAGAGAAGCCGUCAGGAGCUUUCUAUGUACACAAGGUGCCUCCUGCGGCGUUUACAUAUUGUCGCACAAAGACGCAGCAAUAUCGCUCCCCCGUGAAUCAGCCCCUCACUAAUCUGAGCAGAGCGUUCCGAUGCAAGCGAACCGCCUUGCGCCACAUAUCAUUAUGCCUAAUCUGCGACUUUAUAGAAAUUCCUCUGCGACAAAAGUACUAGUCUAGUGUGCCUGAUACACUGUGAGCGACUUUAUAUGGGACAGCGAAGGGAAUAAGAUGCACAGUUCAGGAAAAAGUACUGGGACCGCUACCCUUGGCAGAACAUCUAAGUUGCACCAGGCGUUCCGUGUCAUAUGGCGCAAACAUGCUAGGUUGAAUGAGGCCAUGUAUAUAUCAGCGCUCUUUAAUAUGGGCCUUUUAAGUUUACUCAGAAUUAUCAGAAGUGAUCUAGUUUUAUUGGACAACAGUCUGCGGAAUGGAACGGUCACCUCCCAAUUUAAAUGAGACAACACCAAAGCAGCUUCAUGCAUUUACCCCCAAGGGACGCAGGUACCUCUCAGUCCCAAUACGAUUACACAGGCUACCGCAGUACAUAUGACCCGUUCAUACCUGGGCCUGUCACAAUGCCUUAAAUCCAUUCUUAGCGAGUGAUCAUCUUUCAUAUUGACUGAAACACCAAUCAUUGUAACAUUGAAUCUCUUAGGAUGUAAUUAUGUGUUGUUAUCUUUGGGAGAAUUCAGUGUAUUUUGAUGUAUACGUUAUGGGGCCCAUACAUCUGCAGAUAUUAGGGGCAAUUCCCUGUUCUGCCGAUGCUUGGGUUGGGGGAUCAGCAUAAUCCAACAUGUUGGACAAUCCUGAUUUGCCGAUUCCGACCCAAACAUGAUCGGAAAUGGGCGAGUUGGGGUUUUGUAACAUGUAUUUUGCUGAUCCCCCGAGAAAUUGAUCAGCAGAUUCCGCCGAUCAUCAGUUUGGAACGGCUAAUCGGAAUGGGGAAAUCGCCGCUUAGAUGUAAGGGCCCCAUUAGACUUUCUGUUUGUAGGAUGUAUUCUGUGAGAUAACAUAAUGUGGUAAAGGACGUACUGUCAGGGUGGAACCUAUUCAUGUGCCGUUAAUGAAUAUUGUAUUCUGUCCUGCCGUCAGGAGAUGGAACCACGUGGAACUGACACUGAGAUUUCCAAAGCGGCAAGUUUCUGCCAAUUUAGCACUAAGCUUUAAAGCAGAACGUUUGUACAAAGUGAAACCAGGUUGGUUUUGUAAUGUAAAAAAUUAACAGCUUUAAGCCUUGGUUCUAAAUAACCAAAAUCUUGGUACUUUGACAAUCUCACAUUAUAUUACAUUUGCGCCCCGGUGUUCACCCCUUCCGGAGACUCUCCUCUCAGCUCAUGCCAUUGUUUGGGAGUUUAAUAAUACUGUAUGUGGUGCAUAAAAUACACAUCUGUCUACUUAUCGGCAACAAGAAGCGGGUUAUAAAGAGUCAGCCUUUCUUUUUAAUCUGUUUUUCUGUCUGAUUGUUACUACCAUUAUAAUAACAACAGUUACUUAGCAGCCAUUUUGUGGGCGGAACCAAUAUUCCUGAGAAUACAGCCUAUCAUUUCGCUAGGACCCAUCACCUCAUGAAUAUUCCUCAUGAAUAGUGAUCGCCGGCUGCUUCGCUGACAUCACUGCAUCCUAAUCAGCUGAUAGGCUGCGCUCUCUGUACUAUUGCUGCAAUGUUGCUUCCAUUAUGUGUGGGGGACAGUGCUAAUUAUGGAGGCCUGGCCACCUCAAUCACUAAUCUAGUCAGAUUGCUUAGAAUUUAAGCACUGAUCUCUCCGUGUGUACCCCCCUUGAAAGACCAUUGUGCCUGCUCUGAUAGCACACUUACACCCCAGGGCGUCCUGACACCCUGUCUGUGGGCUAUGUUGCUGCAUGGAGGUCAGUCACUGCCUUUACCUCAGUUUCAGCUGCAACAGUGAUCGCUUCCAAAAAUUGUUGACAGAUGUUUUUAACUCUGCAUACCUUUAAAAACAUAUUAAAAAUAAAGGGUGACUCGUACAUAUGUUUUAUAUACCGUUAUCGUAGAUACCUGAGCAGAGUCGGUAGAUCUGAGGCCGUUUUCAUGAAAUGGUUUCUACCUGUGUAAAAUCCUUUUGAUUCCUAAUGGACCACUGCACUUAAGUCGGCUUUCAUAGGAGAUCUACUGGUAACAUUUACAGCAGUGUAUGUAACAGAUAGUGGUCAUGGGGAGAAGGGGUUUCCUGUGCACAGAACGCUUUAUACUAGUAAUUUGAAUGCGAUCACCUUAUACUGCGGGACCCUCGUGGCCUACUGUGCAUGAGCAGCCCACAAUGGCUGACUCCAUCUGAAGACGGUGUUACCUACCGCAGGCCAAGCUGUGCAAUGGUUGGAGGGGCUAUGGGGACCACUAUUGUGAUCAGAAAAACUGUGGAACCGCCACAGGUAUCAGAGUUACCUCCUACAUACAUCCAGAAGAUGCUUACCCUCUGCAGGUGUCCCACCGAAACCGUCUGGGGAUUAACCCAACAUUGUUUCACAAAUAUUCUCCCGCUAUCUGAAGUUCUGUCCAAGUAUGGGAAUUGCGACACGUAUAUGUGUGAAUGUUACCAGCAGCUCUUGCAUGUAAGGAAACCUGCAUUUUAGGUUUAGCGGCCCUUUAAUGACACCAGAACUAUGCAUCUCACUUGCUCGAGGACAGCUGUCUAGCGAUAUAUAACAAUACCAUUCACUGAUUUAGGAAUAUAAAAGAACAUCACUAAAAAUAUAAACGGAUAUAGCAAGAGGCAUGCAACUUACUUCCAUCAAUUCACCAUGAUGCGAGAGAGACUUAUCUGCGAGAAGACCUCCACCCGCGGAGCAGUAGAGGAAACAGGACUGAGGUGUGGCCCAUGGGACCAGUACCUAGUGGGCUGUGGGAAGAGGCUGUGGAGAAGAACCCGUAAUGCUAUCUGAUGUGGACACAAACAUUGUUUUUUGUUCAUGGUUUUUAUCCUGUUAAUUCUUUCCAACCAGGGAAAUAUGAACUCCCCAGCUGUGGAAGGGUUAAAGUCAUCUGCACAAUGUGCACCGAUGGCGACCAAUUUGCAAAAUUCCAAUCAUGCAUUUGUAUUUAUUUAUCCAACAUCCAUUCAUAUGUAGAUCAAUCUAGCAUUUGAUAUGAUCAGAUGGUUGAAUAAACAUUACUGAUCCA